GAGGCGACGAUUGGAUCCCGGCGAAAAUGGCUGGAGCAGCUAAGGACGGCAGCAACUUGAGUACUGUGCGUCACGGCUUCUGGUUCUGGCGCAGCAGCAAAUGAAGACAGCAACAGGACCUCAUACAUUUGGCGCUACGUUCUUCUCCUCAAAACCAUCCCCGGCCGUUUCUCUGUUCUCCGUUUUCACCGUUAAGUGCCGCUUCCUCAAUAAAAUCAAAAGAAAGAAACGAACAGAGACGCAGAGCAUAAUGGCUUCCUCUAUCAGAGAAAAAAAGGAGGAGCAAAGCAGUAGUGAUUCCGACCAGUAGUGAUUCCACCAUCAUCAAUCUUGGCGAAGAAACAGAGCAAAAUUCCAGGCUUCGGAUUCUUCAAAUUCGAGAUCGACAAAAGAAACAGAGCAGAGCCAAAUUCUAGAUCUUCUUCUCCAAAUGUUUGAUCCCAAAAGUCCAGACAAAUCCUUAUUGUUUCAGAGCCUCUAUUAAUUUUUAAGAUAUCAGUGGAAAUGAAUACUAUAUGACACU
Messenger RNA from Cuscuta campestris, 523 nucleotides. The record is from the annotation of a GenBank genome assembly. Lineage: Eukaryota; Viridiplantae; Streptophyta; Magnoliopsida; Solanales; Convolvulaceae.